Molecule: messenger RNA, 1092 nt
Organism: Notodromas monacha
Lineage: Eukaryota; Metazoa; Arthropoda; Ostracoda; Podocopida; Cyprididae
Source: the annotation of a GenBank genome assembly
AUGUACGUGGCGUGUGCGAGAAUGACCACCUGCUGGAUUAUUGGGUUGGGGUCAAACUGGGUCAACGUACUUGAAGUUGAGAUGCCCGUCACUGAUGAGGGUGGUGAAGGGUUUGGAGGAGCAAGGACGGGUUGCCGCGGCGGUCUGCCGGGUCGUCAUAUGCUCCUUGGUGCUGUUGACGGAUCCGAACUUUGCAAAUUUAACCUCGAGGAAGGAGACAGUCCAAAGUUGACGUUCACCCCUCUCUCUUCCUUGAUUCUGCACAGCUUCUUGUCCUCAGUCAGUGGAAAGUUUUGUCAAGGCUUUCCUCAUAUGUACGUGGCGUGUGCGAGAAUGACCACCUGCUGGAUUGUUGGGUUGGGGUCGAACUGGGUCAACGUACUUGAAGUUGAGAUGCCCGUCACUGAUGAGGGUGGUGAAGGGUUUGGAGGAGUGAGGACGGGUUGCCGCGGCGGUCUGCCGGGUUGUCGUACGCUCCUUGGUGCUGUUGACGGAUCCGAACUUCGCAAAUUUGUGAGUUGUACGCAAGCGGAAAAUUGGAGACUCAAGCGCGCCAAGCUGCAUCAACAUCAGCAGCAACGUGGAUUGCUUGCUUCAGCAGCCACUUCAGGCUCGUCACUGGAGGAGAUGAUGAGCGAUUAUCCCGAGGACCUGGUGACGUUGGUGGUCUUGCUGCAUGCAGGAGACAUCAUCAGUGCAAAGCUAUCAAAAGAACCCAAGUGGGGAGCUAUUUUUGAUGUGACCCCACAGCAGGUGCACACCAGGGUAACAACUGGAGCAUAUGGGAUAUUCUGGGGUUACAAGUUAGGGUUCUUGGGCUCCAUUGAUGCCAACACCGGAAGCCCCGAUUUGGGUUGGGACACUGACCAGUUCCCCACUGAUGUUAAAGCCGCCACACUGGUGAUGAAAGCCGUGUUGGAGCAGCGCGGUCUGGCGCCAGGCGGACUAAACUUUGACGCCAAAGUUCGCAGGGAAUCACCAGAUGUCGCUGACAUGUUCAUCGGCCACAUCGGAGCCAUGGACACAUUCGCUCGCGGACUCGUAAAUGCGGCUAAGAUCAUAACUGAUGGACUUUUCGAAAAAGGAUUGCAA